Messenger RNA from Nematolebias whitei (Rio pearlfish), 1891 nucleotides. Its product is annotated as cytochrome P450 2K1. Gene Ontology annotation, molecular function: iron ion binding; heme binding; oxidoreductase activity, acting on paired donors, with incorporation or reduction of molecular oxygen, reduced flavin or flavoprotein as one donor, and incorporation of one atom of oxygen. NCBI's taxonomy places the organism in Eukaryota, Metazoa, Chordata, Actinopteri, Cyprinodontiformes, Rivulidae. The coding region runs from base 47 to 1546 and encodes 499 amino acids. The transcript has 9 exons. The record is from RefSeq and is a predicted model, not a curated record. Gene Ontology annotation, biological process: xenobiotic metabolic process. Gene Ontology annotation, cellular component: intracellular membrane-bounded organelle; cytoplasm.
AACAGGAGGAGGUCUCUUAGACUUCUUCCUGAGAAACUAUCUGAUCAUGUUUGAAGGUCUACAAUCCCCCAUUUCAUUUUGGCUGUUUGGGGUAAUCAUUGUUCUGCUGGUCCUGCACUUUCUUUACUCUGACUUCAGCUCAAAAAGACUGGAACCUCCAGGACCCAGACCUGUCCCUCUUUUUGGAAACCUGUUUCAGGUGGAUCUAAAGUGGCUUGACAAGAGUCUUUUUGAUCUUUCCAAAAAAUAUGGACCAGUUUUCCAAGUCUACUUGGGACCAAAGAAGGUGGUGGUUCUUGCAGGUUAUAAGACAGUCAAACAGGCUCUGAUGAACCAUGCUGUGGAGUUUGGAAACAGAGAAAUCACUCCAGCAUUUUAUGAUUUGACCAAGAGCCAUGGUAUCAUCUUUUCCAAUGGAGAUAAUUGGAAAGAAAUGAGACGGUUUGGUUUGAAAGUACUGAAAGACUUUGGAAUGGGCAAAAAGAUGAGCGAAGAGAUAAUUAUUAAGGAAUGCAGUCACCUAAUUGAAGAAUUUGAGCAUUUUCAAGGUAAACCUUUUCUUAACACCAAGCCCAUUAAUUAUGCCACCUCAAAUGUUAUCUCAGCUCUGCUGUUUGGGAGAAGGUUUGAUUACAAAGACCCGGUCUUUCAAGCUAUGGUGCGAAGAGAAAAUGAGAUCAUCCGUCUGACGGGAUCAGCUUCUGUCUGGAUUUACAACUUUUUUCCUUGGCUGGGCCCUCUCCUUAAAAACUGGAGGGAUUUGAUCACAAAUGUGGAAGACAACAAGGCAGAGGCAAGGAAGAUAAUAGCAGAACUAAAGGAAUCUCUGGAUCCUGAGGUGUGCAGAUGUUACGUUGAUGCAUUUCUGAUCCAUAAGAAACAUCUGGAGGAUUCUGGAAUGAAGAACGUGUAUUACCAUGAUGAUAACCUGCUGUACAGUGUGACAAACCUGCUUGAAGCUGGAAAUGACACCACAGCAAAUACAUUGAAAUGGGGUCUCCUUCACAUGGCCAAGAAUCCUCAUAUUCAACAUCGUGUUCAGGAGGAGCUGAGCACAGUGGUUGGAAGCCGACAGGUUCAAAUAGAGGACAGGAAGAACUUGCCGUACACCGAUGCUGUUGUCCAUGAGAUACAGAGACUUUCAAACAUCUUCCCCAUCAGCCUUCCUCAUGCAACAAGUACAGAUGUCACAUUUCAGGGCUACUUCAUCAGAAAGGGAACAACAGUUAUUCCUCUUCUCACUUCUGUCUUGUAUGAUGAGAGCGAAUGGGAGAGCCCUCACAGCUUCAACCCUUCUCAUUUCCUGGAUGAGGAGGGUAAAUUCAUCAGGAGAGAUGCACUCUUGUCUUUUUCAGCAGGUCGCAGAGCCUGUCUUGGGGAGAGUCUGGCCAAAAUGGAAGUUUUCCUCUUCUUCACCUCUCUUCUUCAGCGCUUCCGUUUCACUCCUCCACCUGGACUCUCAGAAGAUGAGCUGGAUUUAACACCAGUUGUCGGCUUCAGCCUCUGUCCUCGACCUCAGAAGUUGUGUGCCGUCCAACGCAAGUGAAGCAAAUCUACAUCUGUUUUAUUUGCAACUGUAAGAGGAGCUUCUCUUUGAUCCACACAAAUGGCACUUUUAGACAUGUACAUUGGGGUUAGUUACAAUCUAAUGUACAUUUUAACAUGUACAUUGGGGUUAGUUACAAUCUAAUGUACAUUUUAAAGGUGUAUUUAGCAGAGAAUGAUUUUUAAUAUACCUAUGCAUGAAAUGUUUUUUUGAUUACAGUACUAUCUGGUAGAGUAGUUUUCGAUUUUAAACAGCAGCCUUGAUUGUUUUAAAUAUUUUUUUUAAUGAUUUUAUAAUAAAAACAAAGAGGAAACUGAUUAUUAACCAGUCUGAUUAUUGAUUUGC